Penicillium waksmanii is the source of this 975-nucleotide messenger RNA. RefSeq names its product ADP-ribosylglycohydrolase family protein. NCBI's taxonomy places the organism in Eukaryota, Fungi, Ascomycota, Eurotiomycetes, Eurotiales, Aspergillaceae. The record is from RefSeq and is a predicted model, not a curated record. The transcript is spliced from 3 exons. Bases 1 to 975 code for a protein of 324 amino acids.
AUGGCACUGUCACUGAAAUCGCGCGCUCUCGGUGCUAUAUGGGGGACUUGUGUCGCCGAUGCCUUGGGCGGACCGGUGCAAUUCAAAGAGAAGGGUUCCUUUAAACUGAUCUCCGAUCUUGAAUAUGUUUAUCCAUUUGAUCAGCCAGCGGGCUCCUACUCCGACGACGGAGCAAUGACCCUCGCCCUAGCCCAAUCAAUAAUAGACUCGAACGGAAAAUACGACCACGAGCUAUGCAUAAAAUACUACAUACAAUGGAUGCGAAAGGGCCGAUUCAGCACGACAGAUUAUGCAUGGGACAUGGGGAUUUCGACGCGAGAGGCGAUUGGAACAUGGAAAGACUCAUCGGAAGAUAUUGCCAAGACGCAGCGCAAAGUCAACGACUUACUCGAUCGCGACGAUAAAUCAGGAAAUGGCAGUUUAAUGCGCAUUGCUCCGAUCGGGGUGGCGCUGUGGAAGGAUUCUAAAUUUGCUAGGAAAGUUGCCAGGGCUCAGAGUCAGAUUACGCAUCCUGCUAUUGCUUGUUUGGAGGCUUGUGAUGCUUUUACUGAGGUUAUUUGUCGGGCUAUGAGGGGACAGUCGAAAGAACAGCUAUGCGAAGCAUUUGCCAAUUUCAAAUUCUCAUCCGCCCUUCGAGUCCGAAUGAUUCCGUACAAGAGACUUGCGAAUUGGAAGGCGAAAGAGAGCGGGGACAUCAAAAGUAGCGGGUGGGUCGUUGACACGCUGGAGGUCGCGCUCUGGGGAUUUUUCAAGUUUAACAGCUGGGAAAAGGGAGCUCUUGCAGUUGUGAAUCUUGGCGGGGAUUCAGAUACCGCGGGGGCGAUUUAUGGAGCGUUGGCUGGAGUGUUUUAUGGUGCGGAUGCAAUUCCACGGCGGUGGGUGGAUGGGAUGCAGAAUUCGGGGCAGAUUUUUGAUAUUGGGCGAAGAUUUGCUGAUCUUGUUGUGUUAGAGGCUGUUAAGGAGUCACAGUCGUAG